UCUCUCUCUCUCUCUCUCUCUCUCUCUCUCUCUCUCUCUCUCUCUCUCUCUCUCUCAGAUCUGGAGCCUCACGCUCAGCUCUCUCCAUCUGUUGGAGGUGCUGUGAUGACCAAAGGAGAAGGAAGAAACCUGGUGCUUCAGACGGAUGAUGAUGAUCUGGAGAACUGGAUUUGUUAUGUGUUGAGGGGAGUGAACACCUUCGCUAUAGGACUCGAUAUUAAUAAGGAGAUGAAGAGAGCUGUUUUUUUUGCAGAAUUUAAGGAGGCAGAAAGAGCCACUUUCUGGUGCAAGAAAAAUACAACAGUUCUUCGAAGCAAUGCAGUGACGCUGAAAAUGACAGAGCUCAUGGUGAUGUUGGUUCCUCCGGCCGUUCCUGCUCUGAAGGGGGAGAAUUUGACCCUCAGAUGUGAAGUCUGGGGUAAACCAAAGCUGGACAAGGCCGUCUUCUAUAAGAAUAAUAAAUCACUCCCAAAGAGCUCACCUGAAGACACCUACACCAUCACCAAUGCCACACAAAGUGAUAACGGCAUGUACAGCUGCCACGCCACCUACAGGUACACACACAUCAGUGCAAAAGCUGCAAUGAAGGACGGAGAUGCUGAUGCUCAGGAGUUAAAAGUUAUAGGUGGACCUCCUGCUGCAGUGAUUUCAGCAUCUGCUAACAGUCUGAAGUGUUCCUGUCCUGACUGUCCUGCCAGCUGCACAUCCUACCACUGGUAUCACACACCCUUUAAUGACCCAUUCACUCGCGAAAAACGAUCUGAAAACGAUGAGUCUAUUAACGUAGAGAAAGAAGGAGAGUACAGAUGCCGGAGGGACUGUGGGAACGGUUUCUCCCGUUUCAGCGACAUCCACAACUACACAGAUCAACCAGUGGAGUUCGGACACAUGUGGUACAUUCUGGUCCCAGCCCUGAUUUUGUUCGUGAUCAUCAUUGUGCUGAUCAUUGUGCUGAAGUACAGAAGAUGUGGAAGAAUGGGUAUACAAGCACCUGGACGGGAUGCAGAUCAAGACACUCUGAUGAGUGUACGCUAUGUACGCUAAACAGAGGCAGUUCUGAAGGUAAAAGUGUGUCCAUCCCAGUACUAGCAAGGUGUACCUUAUAAAGUGGUCAGUGAGUGUAUAACAUAUAUGUUGUGCUCAUCAUUAUACAGUUUGGGUUGGUAGAGUGGUUUGUGUGCACAACUGGUAUGUUGUCAGAACCUUUAAUUUUAAGUUUGAAUCUGGGGUGAAGCUUAAAUAUGAUUAUAAUAUAUAUUUGAAAGUUCUGUUCUUGUAAUGUGUUGUAACAUCUCUCUGACAAGUGGAUCAACUCUUUGUGAAUAUGAUAUUUUGGUUAUGAAAAAUAUGAACAUUAAUAAAAGACAUCAAGCC
Molecule: messenger RNA, 1374 nt
Organism: Carassius auratus (goldfish)
Lineage: Eukaryota; Metazoa; Chordata; Actinopteri; Cypriniformes; Cyprinidae
Exons: 4
Biological process (GO): immune response; cell surface receptor signaling pathway
Cellular component (GO): external side of plasma membrane
Molecular function (GO): transmembrane signaling receptor activity
Source: RefSeq, a predicted model, not a curated record